UAUCUUUUCUCUCCUUUCAACUCUGCAAUAUUUUUACUCUUCUGGCGAAUUCCAACUUUUUCGUACCUGUUAGCUUCUCUCCUCGAAGGAGGUUGAAACAAAAGCCGCACAAUUUGGGAAUAAGCAUCCUCAAGGCACAGAUACUUCGGUUAUGCAAAUAUAUGGGCUGGGCUUCGUAUUCAUGCACUUCAGAUGUCCCUCUUAAAAUUCCAUCCCUCGGGUGAUCUACAACUAGGCAGUCAGUCAACUCAUACAUUCGCUUCACGGCCAAAUCCGAUUCCCUCCGCGCAAAUGAAGCUAUUCUGCGUUCCCCACUCCAACUCAUAUUAUCAAGUACCAACUGUCACCGCCACUCGUGGUCAGUUUCCAACCACAAGGAAUAUAUUACGGGAGGAAUAUGGUGAGAUCUCUCAUAUAAUUAAGUACUUCAAUAUCCGUUUAAAUCAUGGACCUUGCAUACCAAGUCUUGUUUAAUACUUACUUCAUUUACUUCAUGGCUUAUUAUUCUUUAUACCACCCUUAGAGAAUCGCACUGACUGACUACCCAAGAUUUGCCAGGCAACAGAGUGAACCUCACAUUCUCGAAGACUUGUUCCCUUGCCACAACUUCAACAUAAUAUCCCUAAUUUGCGUUCCGCUUCGGCCUGACCGACCUGGACAUUCAUCUUUUGUUGGUUUAGAUUAACUUAUAUGGGAGGACCAUCAAAUGGUAUUCGGGCGUCUUUUCCAUUGGUUUGACAGAUUUUCCCUCUAUUAUUAGAAUCACCCUUCGCUGGUUUCGCUUCCCUUUACCAUGCUCGAUUUACCGCAGCAACACCAAUACGAUCUUUGGCAAAACAUACGAUCCCCGAAAUUUGGAAUUUCCAUCCUUGUUGCCUUGAGGAGACAAUGUGAGCAAGUCCUGUCUUGAACGAUGUCUAUAUAAACGUUACCACCUAGAAGGUAAAUGAUCAUCAUCGAUUCUCUAAAUAUUGUCAACAAUCGAUCGACUCUCUCACUCAUCAUGUACACUGCAGCUCUUCUCAUCAUUCCUGCUCUUGUAGCAGCCAGUCCUUUGAACUCGGACUACACUCCUCUUCAGCGACGUGCCGAUCCUCCUGUUGAUCAGAUCACCAUUGUUUCCGCUUCCUCCUCUGGAAAUGGAUGUCCUCAGGGAACCGUUAGCACCAGUUUGUCGCCCGAUAAGACUGUACGCCCUGAUGCCUUCCCAAGAAGCAAAGAAAUAUCGCUAAUUCGGUGCUAGUUGAUUACCUUUGGAUUUGAUGCUUUCCGUAAGUAGCAACCAAAUUUCAGGUGCUGUGUGCCCUUGAGCCACUGUCAAGCGAGUUCUUGAACGAAACAUACGCCCCAUGAUUUAUGCGAGCUCGAUCUCCGACAAAUUUCAUGAAUGAACAGAAACUGACGACUCGACUUCAUAGAGGCUUAUAUUGGCCCCGCCGCGGCUCAGGCAGACAAAACUAAGCAAUGCCAACUUCAUCUCUCCUUGAAGUACCCAGGUGGUUUCCAGUACGCCAUCACCGACGCCACCUACCACGGUUACGCUCGUCUCGACGCAGGGGUAACCGGUAAUUUCCUCUCCACCUACUACUUCUCGCAAUCUGCCUCCUCGACUGUAUGUUUAUUCCCUCCUUCCAUUCUACACAAAAAAGCACAACUGACAUAUUUCAGUGCACGACCAAAUCCAGCAUCUCCGGAGCAAGCUGGCUCAACGGCGACGUCUACACCAAACACGACGAAGUCGAAACCACAGCAACCAUCUGGUCUCCCUGUGGCGACACCGGCUUGCUGAACAUCAAUAACCGUAUUGCGCUGACCUCUACUAAUACCAAGGCUUCGGGGGAGAUCUCGAAUGAUGAUGCUACAGUUGCUUUUACGCACCAGGCUCAUGUUUCUUGGAGGCAGUGUACUCCGUAUGUGCUCCCUCCUCCCCUCCGACAUCAUUUCCUCGGAUGAAAGAGAUACAUACUAACAUCAAACAGAGGCGGUGCCUCAGGCGGUGGAGUGUUUAAUCCUGGUCCGGGUGGCGCAUCAACGAUGGCAAGUGAUACCGCUACGCCUGCUCGUGAUGGCCCACCGAGCCAGUUCUCGACGGUUCCAGGGGGGAGCACGGUGAUUAUUCCGGGUGGGAAUGGUGGUUUUGGGGGGUCUACUGGUUCUGGUAGUUCUUGGACGAUUGGUCCUGGGAGUACUACUAUUACUCAGGGUUAGGCCUUUCUUGGGUUGGGAUGGGUGGGUCGAUAUCUUUGGUGAAAUGCUUGAUAUUGUUGUGUGGAUGACGGUUUGUAUUGUGUGUAGAUAGGAAAAGGGAUAUGGUUCUUGUUUGUGGAGAGUUUGAUAUGUCAAUUUUUAUAACGACA
This is a messenger RNA of Hymenoscyphus albidus, 2357 nucleotides long. The record is from the annotation of a GenBank genome assembly. NCBI's taxonomy places the organism in Eukaryota, Fungi, Ascomycota, Leotiomycetes, Helotiales, Helotiaceae.